Molecule: messenger RNA, 3352 nt
Organism: Galleria mellonella (greater wax moth)
Lineage: Eukaryota; Metazoa; Arthropoda; Insecta; Lepidoptera; Pyralidae
Product: protein toll-like
Exons: 9
Coding region: 330-3128 (932 amino acids)
Biological process (GO): toll-like receptor signaling pathway; immune response
Cellular component (GO): membrane
Molecular function (GO): transmembrane signaling receptor activity
Source: RefSeq, a predicted model, not a curated record
CGUGUUUGAUAAUUGUCUGGUCAUGUUUUAGAUCACAUCGUCCAGACAGUGCUGUGUUCGUAUCAAAUUAUAUCUAAACGCCGACCGCCCGCGUUGUGUCAGCGUCACGCACUGCUCCAGUCACCUGCUGCAUAGCUGCUAUUAGUUCGAUCCUCGCACCACUUGUGUACAAGCUAAUAACAUACCAGUUCAUAUUGCACGUGAGCAUUCGUACCGGAUUGUUUUCCUUGUUGGAUACAUUAUCAAUGCAGUGCAUAAAUGUUUCAAUUAUGUGCACAAUAAUCGUAGUAGUGAAGUUUUAAAAUAACCAGGUAAAAUGUAAUCAUUUCAUGUUAGUUUCUGUAUUUAUUAGCUGUCGCAAUGAUUUCUACCGAAUUAACGUUACAAACUUGACAUUUGCUUUUAUAAAAAUGUUACUUUUAACAUGUACUGGUGUAAAUAAUAUUCCAUAUAUCGUUGCAGUAAGGAGGCAUCCAUUAAAUAUGUUGUGGGCGGUGAUGGUUGCGUCGCUCGCGAACAAUGCGCUGUGCACCCGGGAGCCGCGGCCGGGCAUGGUGACCAGCGGACCUCCUCCCCCGCACUACCCGCAGUGCCGGCCGCCGCCUGCCGCCUGCACGCCGCUGUACGGGAACAACAACGAUACCGAUGCCGAUACCUUCUACAAAUAUAAUGUUAAUGGGAACAUCUUCACUAUAUCGUACAAUAAUAUAAAUAAGGAACUCGACCUUACAUGCCCGCUGAUAUUGAGCCAAGAGAAGUUGGACGACUCGCUGCCGAGCUUCCGUCGCGUCGUCGUCAUACCAGCCGUGUAUAUUGACAGCUGUGAGAGAGCUGAUACUUCAUAUGUUGCACUGCUCGCAAGCCUGAACGUUACCGGUUACAGAAAACUGACCUUGCACAUCUCUCAACGGCCGGUUUCACCUUUGAACUCCUUAAAAUUUGUAGGCCUCAACUUAACCUACCUUUACAUUAGGGGUUCCCUUAAUGAGAUAACAUACCUCUCGGAUGACUUCCUCGAGCCACUCAAAAAUUUAACUAAAUUACAUUUGAUAAGAAACCUGUCAGUGCCACCGCUACCUCCUUCAAACCGGCUAGAGACUGUGAUUACUUUUGACGGAAUAUCUCGCGAUGUGUGGGGUGGAUGCGAGCAGUUGCUCGUUCUGAAUACAUCGUCAUGGGGGUGGAACACGAGCACGGGCUCGCCGCCGCCGGGUUGGCUCUCUGAUUGUCCAAAGCUUAUAGAGCUACGGCUUCGAAGUCCAAAGUUAGGACCACGACCAGAGGAAGCAUUAGCCAAAGCCCUGGUCGGUCUAAAAGCACUAGAGGUACUGGAAAUAUCCAGAAGCCACAUAGAGAGUCUACCUUCUGAUUUCUUUAUUAACUCGACUAACUUGACUAGUCUCGAUCUCUCUGUGAAUCGACUGAUAUACUUGCCGAGCACGUUACUGCAACCUGCUGCGACGAAGCUAACAACGCUGCUGCUGUACAGCAACCUACAGCUGCCCGACCUCUGUGAUUACGACCACCAUGACGACGGCGACGACAGCGACAUCCUAAGCGAUGUGUUUGCCGCGACUUCGGUGCUGCGGCUACCAGUGCUGCAGCAGCUCUCGCUGUCGGCAACUAACGCCACCCGGAUAUGUCCGAGUUGGUCCCGCGACCUACCUGCACUCACUCGGCUCGAACUUACUGGCAACAGCAUUCAUAAACUACGGUUUGAGGACAUAAAAUGGUUGGGUGCGCGUUAUUCGGAGCUUCACUUGACUGGCAAUAGAUUACAGAGUAUAGACUAUUACAUGGAAGACUAUUUGCAAAUAAUACAAGGGCACUGUACCAAGUUUGGCUUGGCUGUGUAUAUCAGUCGACCACUAGCUUGUGACUGUCACUCGUACUGGUUCGCCCGGACCGUCGCCGAGUGCCCUGACCACCUGACAUGGAGGAGACCACUGCGCUGCAGCAGUGGCGCGAGCGUAGCGGCCGUGCCGCCGGCGUCCAUGGUGUGCCCGCGCUACCCAGACGAGUGCGCGGCCGGCUGCACGUGCUACUGGAGGGAGCGCCCCGACGCCACCAUCGCCAACUGCUCGGACCUCGUCGGUGGCCGCCUGCCGCUCAUUCCACACUUACACGAGCUGAAUGCUGCAGCCAAUCAAAUUGAAUCGCUUGAAAAUUUUCCUGCCACUCUAAUUUAUGCAGAUCUGCAAUACAACAGGCUACAACUCAUAUCACCGGAAGCGGCUGCUACACUAUUUUCUGUACCCCAUCGACGCUUACUCCUAGCUGGCAACCCAAUACUCUGUGACUGCGAAAACAAAGCAUUAAUCGAUAAAUUACAACUGCAUCGGCAACAGGUAGAGGAUUACCAUGAAAUGAAGUGCGUAGAUGGGAGAGUACUAAGCAGCGUCCUCAUUGAGGAUCUAUGCGCGCUAUCCAAAACAUUAGUCCUGGUGUACAGCUUGUCUCCUUUAGCGGUGCUAUUGAUCUUGGCGUUGAUCUCUUUUGGAUAUUUCUCCCGUCACCAACAGCUGAUCAAGAUAUUCUUCUACGCUCAUGGAUGGUGCUUGUGUUUGAUCAGCGAAGGCGACCUCGAUCGCAACAAGAAGUAUGACGCAUUUGUAUCGUACUCACACGUCGACGAACACUUCGUAUUUGAGCACCUGGUGCCGCAAUUAGAAGGCGAGCCGCACAGGUUCAAGCUGUGCAUCGACACCCGAGAUUGGGUUGUCGGUGAGUGGAUACCGGUUCAGGUAGCGCUUUCCGUGGAGGAGUCACGUCGAACCAUUAUUUUACUGUCCUGCAACUUUUUAGAUUCAGUGUGGGGUCGCCUCGAGUUUCGAACAGCACAUAAGAGUGCGAUGCGUGAGAACCGUUCACGUGUCAUAAUCGUGUUGCUCGAAGAUGUUGGAAAUCAUCAAAACUUAGACAAGGAACUGAAGGCUUACCUUUCAACGAACACAUACGUGAAAUGGGGGGACCCUCAUUUUUGGGAGAAGCUGCGAAACGCCCUGCCUCGGCGGAGUAACGAAGCGGAGGCACAUCGCGCUGGUGAGGAAGUUGCAUAUGAAUUGCAGCGCAUGACAGAGCGGCGGCUUCCAGCGAUAACCGCUCCCACUGCCUCAGUAGAUUUCUAGUGCAAAAUUAUAUCAAUCAAAUAUUCGACAAUACGGUAUCAUAACAGAAAAGUAUAAUCAAUCCAAUUAUCAAUCAGUAUUAUUGUUUGCUAGCCUUUUGCCCGCUUCUUCGUACGCGUGGAUUUCAGUAAUAGGAAAACCAAUGAAAUGGCCCCUAGAUGGCGUAUCAAGAUAAAACAUAUAACAAAUUUUAAGUUAAAUCUUCCUGCACACAAUUAUAAAAA